Wallemia ichthyophaga EXF-994 is the source of this 1215-nucleotide messenger RNA. RefSeq lists its product as uncharacterized. The record is from RefSeq and is a predicted model, not a curated record. Gene Ontology annotation, cellular component: mitochondrion. The transcript is spliced from 11 exons. Lineage: Eukaryota; Fungi; Basidiomycota; Wallemiomycetes; Wallemiales; Wallemiaceae. Bases 1 to 1215 code for a protein of 404 amino acids. Gene Ontology annotation, molecular function: acyl-CoA dehydrogenase activity; flavin adenine dinucleotide binding.
AUGUUAAAUAACAUUAUUAGGCGUGGCAGUUACUUUAUUAGAUCUAAUAAAUUUAGGCCAUUCUCAUCUCUCUCAUCUCUCUCCGCCGAUGAGAUAAUGCUCCAAGACUCCGUACGCAAACUGGCUCAAUCAGCUAUCUCCCCCAAAGUUAGAGAAAUGGAUGAAUCUGAGCAUAUGAGCAAUGACGUAAUCUCUCAUCUAUUCAAUCAAGGCCUAAUGGGUAUCGAGGUUGACUCUCAGUUCAAUGGCUCUGAAUCCUCUUUCAUGAGUGUUAUUUUGGCCAUCGAGGAACUUGCAAAGGUCGAUCCAUCUGUCAGUGUCUUAUGCGAUGUACACAACACCCUUGUUUGUACAGUUUUCAACAAAUACGCUACAGAUCCUCAAAAGGAGCUUUAUCUGCCCCAGUUGACUACCGAUAAGAUCGGCUCUUUCUGUCUCUCCGAACCGGCAUCCGGCUCUGACGCUUUCGCUCUCCAAACCAAAGCCACAAAGACUGACAAUGGCUAUAUCCUCAAUGGUACAAAAAUGUGGAUCACCAACGCCGCAGAAGCUCAAGUAUUCCUCGUCUUCGCCAAUGUAGAUCCUUCCCUUGGCUACAAAGGCAUCACGUGUUUCAUCGUCGAUAAAGACCAAGGUGUCCAAAUUGCCAAGAAGGAGCAGAAGCUCGGCAUCAGAGCCUCUUCAACCUGUGUCCUCAAUUUCGACGAUGUAUUUGUCCGCGAUGACCAAGUCAUGGGCCAAGUCGGCAAAGGAUACAAGAUAGCCAUCGACAUACUCAACGAAGGUAGAAUUGGAAUCGCUGCUCAAAUGAUUGGUCUCGCUCAAGGCGCAUUCGCCAAAGCAGUACCGUACACAUACCAACGCAAGCAAUUCGGCAAGGCUGUAGGGGAAUUCCAAGGCAUGCAAUUCGCAUUCGCAGACGCCCACACCCAAAUAGAAGCCGCUAAGCUUCUCACAUACAACGCUGCGAGACUCAAAGAAGAAGGUAAACCAUUUACCAAAGAGGCGGCGAUGGCCAAAUACUACGCUUCGCGCAUCGCACAAGCUGUCUCGGGUGACGCAAUCGAAUGGGCUGGCGGAGUUGGGUUUACGAGGGAGACGGGCAUUGAAAAGUUCUGGCGCGAUAGUAAGAUCGGCGCUAUUUACGAAGGUACUACCAACAUCCAGCUCGCUACUAUCGCAAAAUUCAUCCAGAGGGAGUAUAGCGAUAUGUGA